AUGCUGCUGCUUCUGCCCCUGCUCUUCACGGGGAUUCUCUGCCAUGGGCCAAACACAGAGGCUACCCAAGUUCUAGGACCCCACCAUCUAGCAGCAGAAGAACCCAUGACUUUUCACCUGCUCCAGAUCUCUUCCUAUGCCAACCAGAGCUGGGAGAACACCCAGAGCUCAGCCUGGCUGGGCGAGCUGCAGACUCAUCGCUGGGACAAUGCCUUGGGCACCAUCGACCUUCUGUGGCCCUGGUCCCAGGGUAAUUUUAGCAAGAAGGAGUUGGAGAACAUCCAGGCUCUAUUGCAGUUGUACUUCCAUAGUUUUCCCCAGGAAGUGCGGAAGUUUUCCAGCCAGUUUCAGUUUGAAUAUCCCUUUGAGAUCCAGAUAUCAUCUGGCUGUAGCAUACAUCCUGGGAAAGCCUCAGAAAGCUUCUUAAAUGGGGCAUAUAAAGGAUCAGAUUUCCUGAGUUUCCAAGGAAAUUUCUGGAAGCCAUCUCCAGGAGCAGGGAGUCAGGCCCAGAAUGUCUGUAAAGUGCUUAAUCGCUACAGAGUUAUUAAAGAGAUUCUGAAGAGACUUCUCAGUGACACCUGCCCGCGAUUUCUGGCGAGCCUCCUUGAAGCAGGGAAGUCAGAGCUGGAACGACAAGUGAAGCCAGAGGCUUGGGUGUCCAAAGGCUCUAGUCCUGGUCCUGGGCGUCUGCUGCUGGUGUGCCAUGUAUCUGGCUUUCACCCCAAACCUGUGUGGGUGAGGUGGAUGCGGGGCGACAAGGAGCAGCGGGGCGCUCAGCAAGGUGACCUCCUGCCCAAUGCUGACAGAACGUGGUAUCUUCGAGUAACCCUGGACGUGGCAGCUAGAGAGGCGACUGGUCUGACUUGCCGGGUGAAACACAGCAGCCUGGGAGGCCAGGAUUUAAUCAUCCACUGGGAGGGACACCCCAUCCUCCUGACGUUGAUCUGUUUGGCUGUAAUAGUUACCCUGGUUAUGCUGGUUGUGGUUGACUUCUGGUUUAAAAAGCAGAGUUCAAAUCGGAAGGUCUGCUCUCCCCAUGUACCCAACCUCGCCUUUCCCAAAGAAGCCAACAUCCAAGAGCCCAGGAGUUCAGGAAAUCAGCUCUGCUUGCCACAGAAAUCAUGGAUGAAAAACAAAUUCUUGAAGAAAUGGAAAAUAAGCCUAAACAAAUUCUGA
Miniopterus natalensis is the source of this 1176-nucleotide messenger RNA. RefSeq names its product T-cell surface glycoprotein CD1e, membrane-associated-like. Gene Ontology annotation, biological process: positive regulation of T cell mediated cytotoxicity; antigen processing and presentation, exogenous lipid antigen via MHC class Ib; immune response. Gene Ontology annotation, cellular component: external side of plasma membrane. Gene Ontology annotation, molecular function: exogenous lipid antigen binding; lipopeptide binding; endogenous lipid antigen binding. The record is from RefSeq and is a predicted model, not a curated record. NCBI's taxonomy places the organism in Eukaryota, Metazoa, Chordata, Mammalia, Chiroptera, Miniopteridae.